AUGUUUAUAUUUUUCUUAGUUUAUGUUUAAGCCUAAUUUUCCUCUAAAUUGCACUUUCAUUAUCCAAAUGCUGAUGAAUCAAUUGCAGAAUUUAGAAUAAUUAAUAAACAUGAAAUUGAUUUCACUAAAACUACAUAACCCUUUUCAUUAUUUCCUAGAUCAUUUUUAGAAAAUUUGCACAUAGAAGGAAAGGUCAGAGAAUUAUAUAUCAGUUCAACUCAAGGAAUGAUGCCUGAACUCAAUGCCCCUUAACAUGGAGUUUUAAUUAUUACAAAUGAAGAUGCUGAUUAAUAAAUUGCUAUAAAUCAAAUUUCUGAAAUUUUCAGAAUUGCAAAAUACAAUAUGAUUCAUGAUUAGGCCUAUUAUUAUAAAUUUAAUGGAAAUUAGUCUUACCUUUCUUUUAUGGGAUUUGAUGAUGAUACAAUAUAAGUAGGUAAGGUACUUUUGGCACAAGACCCUACUGAUAAUAUUUGCAUUGAUGGAAUAGAAUCAAUUUUAAAAUACUUUGGUUGUAAUGGGAAGAAAGGAGUUGCUCAAAUUAUUGAUCCUAACACAAUUUUUAGAUCAUCAUACUUAUCUCUUUAAGCUAAAUUUUAAUAUGACGAGUCCACAAAAACAGCAUAUUAAAAAAUUGUGCUUCUAGUGAAAUAUGAGACUUAAUCUAUUUCUAAGAUUUUUAAUUUAGAUCCAAAUUUAUCAUAUCAUUCAUGCCCUGAAUUUGAUUCUGAAUUUAUUUAACAUUCUACUAGGGAAAUAACGUAUAAUUUAAAAUCAGCUGAAUAAUUUAGGAUGGGAUAAUUAAGUAAAAUAUAAGAUGAUACAAACAUGAUCAAAUAUUCACCUAAAAGUAUUGCUAAUAUUAUUAUAAUUAAGUAACUCUUAGAAAAUUCAGUGCUGGGCCUUGGUUUGCUUUUGAUUCUUACAUCCAUUUGUAAGUGACUGCAAAUGAAGAUGGUAUUGUAAGUGUAUUACUCUAUUUUCCACAUGAAUUCACUCCUAUUUAUCAUACAUUAGAAACAAAUUUAGAAAGUUAAAAAUAAUUCAUUUGGGAGAAAGAAACUAAAAAAAUAAUUAUCAAUGCUAAAAUUAAAUAAAAUGAAACCUUUUUGGUCAAAAUUAAGUUUAGCAAGAAACUUAAAAGUUUUGAAGAAUAUCCUCAUGAUCCUGAAAGAGGAUAGGACAUUGUAAAAAUAACUAUUUAAGUUAGAUUACUACUCCUGUAAUUUUUAAUGGAGAAUUAUACUUAACCUCUCAUUAAGUGACAAGAUAACCCUAUCCAGAUUUUUCUAUGCCUUUCAAUAUUUUAACUUUUUCAUCUUUGGCUAUGGGAUAUUUUUUCUUAUAGAUUUUAGGUAUGGCAGUUGAUAAAUUCAUUCUUAAUAAACCAGAAAAAGGAUCUUUGGCUUAAAGACUAUUAAGAAAAAUCUUUUCAUUAAUUUCAUUUUGAAUGAUAAAUUUUUAUGAGAUAUUUUAUUUAUUUUAUAUGUAC
Messenger RNA from Paramecium sonneborni, 1489 nucleotides. The record is from the annotation of a GenBank genome assembly. NCBI's taxonomy places the organism in Eukaryota, Ciliophora, Oligohymenophorea, Peniculida, Parameciidae.